Messenger RNA from Thamnophis elegans (Western terrestrial garter snake), 1075 nucleotides. It is a transcript of the gene TMEM217, whose product is annotated as transmembrane protein 217. Lineage: Eukaryota; Metazoa; Chordata; Lepidosauria; Squamata; Natricidae. The record is from RefSeq and is a predicted model, not a curated record. The transcript has 3 exons. Bases 223 to 807 code for a protein of 194 amino acids.
UGCGCUCCAGGGAAGGGGAAGCGGGAAAGGCAGUUUAACUGUCAAAACCAGGCGCGGGAAGAGAAGAGUUGGGUAUAAAACAGGUCCACCGAAAGUCGCUCCAAGAAGAAAGGAUGUAAAGAUGGUGUUCUGGUUUUAUAAUCCAGCAGUUAAGUAAUCCAAAAAAGGAAAUGCCUAGGACCUGACAAAUAAUGAUUUUCUGAUAACAGAAUCAGACUUACCAUGGCAAUUACUACUUCAGACACAAUCAUUCCCCUGUUUGCUGAUGGCAUCUGUGGCAUAACACCGAGAUCAGGAUCAAUUGUUGCUGGUGUAUACAUGAUCUUAAUGACCAAUAUGUAUCUUAUCUUUGAGUUUCGACACCUAAGCCUUGCAUUAGCUGAGUUGGCAAAGUUUAAAAUGAAAGGCUUAACCAGGAUUAUUCCAUAUUGCUAUUAUACAGCAAUAGUUUUGGCUUUUAUAACUUAUCCUGUAUGUUUCUAUUAUUUAUAUUGUAUCUAUAAGAGAAAAACUAUAGGUCUUUAUAUAUACUUUUUUUGGAUAAUCGUUUAUGAUGCAGCCAACAUAGUCAUUGUAGUCUUAACUAGCCAGAUUGCAUUUUCAAUAAGUCCUUUAGAAUGGUUUGGAUUGGCCAGUAGGAUUCCCGUGGAUUGUUUUUGGCUUUGUUUUAUUAUAACAUAUGCUUCAUUGCUUUUUCAAAGAAAACGUGCAGGGAGGAUGUCAAUGAGGCAAAGGAGGACAUCAAGAUAUAUUAGCGAACCUCCUAAGUUUAGACUCGGUGUAAGUGGCAAGAGAGUUCAGUGGUAGCUAUCAAAAUACUGUUCUAUGCAACUAUGAACAUCAGGCCUCCACAAUACCUGGCAAAAAGGGCAAUUACUAUAUUCCUAUCUAUUUAUUAUCCUUUACCUAUUCAGAACAAUGAAAUUAGGGUGAUUGUCAGAAACAUGGUAGGCUAUAAUAUAUACUAAGUUCAGAACCAAUAUAUGUAUGUCUUAAGUAAUGCUUCACAUUGUUUUACUUCAUUAUCUUAUUGGGUUAAAUGUCUUUAAUAAAGAUAAAUUUCAUAAUUACUGUA